UGGCGUCAUCUCUUUAUGGUGUGUAUGUCAGCUUUCGUUCGGGAUCUGUCAAUUCCAUGAUACCUGUCCAAAAUAAUAUGGCCGUCAAAUCUAUCAGUUGUGCUAAAUCAUUCCUGAAAAAUAUUUAGCCAAAAAUAAACAUCGGUGCGUAAUUAUCGGCGAAGAAACCAAUUGUUUAACUUUUUAAGACUAUUGUAGUAAGAAUUAGAAAGGGCAAGAUGAAAAUUACACUGAAGAAUCUGCAACAGCAGACUUUCGUCGUGGAGAUAGAGCCGACAAAAACGGUGAAAGAGCUGAAGAGGAGGAUCGAAACGGAAAAAGGGAAGGAGUAUCCGUGCGAGAAUCAAAGACUGAUCUAUGCAGGUAAAAUACUUACCGAUGAGACUCCACUGGCAGAAUACAGCAUCGACGAGAAAAAGUUUAUUGUGGUUAUGGUGACAAAACCCAAACAACCUGAGAAGACAGAGAGCGGAGAUGGAAAUACAAGUACCCCAGCCGCAACGACGACAGCACAACCCCCUGCCGCAGCCACUCAACCGGCGGCGGCUCCAGCGUCAACGCCUGCACCGACCACUCCCUCUACAGAUUCUGCAACCACCGGCCAGGCCACGCCUCCUGGUGCCGCCCAAGCGCUCAGUAGUGCGGCUGCGGAAUCCGCCCUUCUUAUGGGGGAGGAGUAUGAGAAUAUGGUGCGGAACAUCACCGAUAUGGGAUAUGCUCGCGAUCAGGUGGAAAGGGCGCUAAGAGCUAGUUUUAACAAUCCAGAUCGAGCUGUAGAAUAUCUUAUUACUGGUAUUCCCGUCGUAGAUGAGCAAGAAGCGGUGCAAGAAUCGGCCGACAUGUCAUCGGUAGACGAACGUGAAUCAGACGCAAACGAUCCGCUGGCCUUCCUGCGUCAACAGCCGCAAUUCCAGCAGAUGCGCCGCGUCAUCCAACAGAACCCGCAGCUGCUGAACGCCGUCCUGCAGCAAAUCGGCCAGACGAACCCUGCUUUGCUGCAACUGAUCUCGCAGAAUCAGGAGUCGUUCGUGCGGAUGAUAAACGAGCCGGGCCAAGGGGGCGGAGCUACCGUUGGAGGCGGGGCACUGCCAGCGCAGGCGGCGCAAGGUGGUGGAGGCGGCGGCGGUGGUACUCCGGCUACAGGGGUUCCUGCAGGAGUUGGAGGCCUUCCCCAAGGCAUGAUACAAGUGACGCCCCAAGACAAAGAUGCGAUCGAGCGGCUAAAAGCCCUAGGAUUCCCCGAGCAUCUCGUUGUGCAGGCGUAUUUUGCUUGCGAGAAGAAUGAAAAUCUAGCAGCCAAUUUCCUUUUAUCGCAAAAUUUCGAUGACUAGGCCAUUUUCAAAACACAUCCAUCUCCCAUCAAAGUAUACCUAUAUAUACCACUGGCAAAACGGUUUUUUGUCAUCUCUUACCUAUCUUGUGUGGAAGAAGAGCUAGCUGGUGAGCCCAAAUGUAACAGAAACCUAACUCUAUAUAUAAACGGUAGGUAACGGUAGAUGAAAAAAUCGUAUUGUCAGUAUGGUUACAUAGUUACGUUUUUUUGAUCGAUUUUAAUGUCGUUUUUUCCCUGGUUGAUUGUAAAUGAGAAGGCAAAUACGCCCGUACCCGGUAUUGGGUAUUUAAAAGUACCCGAACAACAAACUGAUUUCUUCGAGUUACUGACAGCUGAUGGAAAUUUUGGAGAGAUAUAACGUGUAUUAACAAUUUUAUACAUUGAAAUUUUUGCAGUCUGGAAGAUAUUUUCCAGAAAUAUCAUCCCAAAGCCGUGUAUAUGCCUGUUUGCCUUGAAACGGGUGGAAUUCAGGUAUAGGUGCAACAUUUUAAAAACCAUUGAAAAUCCACAAAAUAGUUGAUUCUCUGUAGUGCACUUGUUGAUACCCAGAUUCUGCCUUAGAUUGCCUAUUCGCCUAAAAAAACCUUUACUAGUUCAAUAGGGUCCAAAUGUUGCCAGAUGUACUGCAAUUUAUCAGCCAUUAUUCUUUAUUUAUAUGUAUUGCAUAUAACUGGCAAACUGGACAGUUGCUUUAUUUAAAGUGAAACGGAGGGGGAGGACAAAAUUAAGUAAAUCAAAUAUACAUUUAUACGAAAAUUUUAAUAAAUAUUUUAAAGUGGAGGAAUUGAAGGACACGUUAUGUAUAUUUUAGUGGUUUGUAAUAAACUUGCUCAAAAAAAAAUUUGUUUUGCCUGCUUUUUAUGUUCUUACAUUCAUAAGAAUACAUUAUGAAGAGGAUAUCAAGUAUAACGUAAAUGUUAUACCGAAACAUUUGUUUCAUAAGUUUUUUGCCUGGUUCCGGUUUUCUUAGUAAGAAACUAGAUGGUUACGUUGAAUGGCAUAAACAUAUAAAGACUUCAUAUUAUAAAAAUUACUCGAAUUUUGGACUUCAUCGGUUUUGUUACAAUUUUGAAUGCAUACAACAAGGUCUUUCGAAGAAGAUGAAUUUCUUACAAAGAAUGAUUUUUAAAACUGGGAUUCAUCUGCGCAAUUUUAGUGAUACAGCACAAUUUUUGUAGGUAGAUUUAUUUACACCUGUCAUGUUUACAUUGUACUUUAUAGCAUUUAUAUUAUUGAACACCUUCAUUAGGUUCAUAAAUUUUCAUCAUGUAUCACAAAAUUCCAUAAAAAACGCGUUGUACAGGGUGGCCGAUAUGUAACUGACUGGUUUGUGACCUGUCCUAUUUUUUUCAUCUUAAUCUUUUAUUUAAACUUAGAAAUUAUGUAGUAUGAAAAAUAAUAUCAGACCAUAGUCCGCCUCUAGAAGCCGCGCAAGCCUGAGCCCUCAUGAUUACAUUUUUCAUCACUUUUUGGUAGGUUUCGGGGGGAAUAUUUUCAAUCGCUUCCGUAAUAUUGUUCCUCAGCUGCUCUGCAGUAUUUAAUCUGUACUUUUCAAAAAUCCCCAAAAAAAAGUCAGGAGCCGUUAAAUCCGGUGACCUUGAUGGCCAGUUGACAUCACCAAAUCGAGAAAUCAAACGUCUUGGAAAUAUUGUUCGCAAAAGACUCAUUGUUUCCCUAGCUGUGUGACAAGUUGCUCCGUCCUGCUGGAACCCCAUGUUUUGCAGGUUAAAUUGUUGGAUUUGAGGUGCCGGAAAGUUUUGCACCAUAUCACGGUAGCGCUCUUCAGUGACAUUAAGAGAAUUACCUACAGCGUCUUCAAAGAAGUAAGGUUCAAUGACACCCCCAUACCAAACACCGCACCAAACUGUGACUCGACGAGGAUGUAGUGGUGUUGAUGGAUGACACGAGUGUUCUCUAAUAACCAGAUACGACAAUUCUGCUUAUUAACAAAUCCGUUCAUAUCGAAGUGGGCUUCAUCGCUUAUUAUCAGUUGUCGGUAAAAAUCGUUAUUUUGGGUAUUAAGCUGCAAUAUUGCAUGAAUAUAUUGUCGGCGAAUUUCAUGGUCACUAAGGCUGUAGUUUUUCGGUUAACCGAAUUUUAUAUGGGCACAAAUGCAAGUCUUUUUUUUAAUAUAAAAUAGUGCAUAAUGACGUGCGACGAAUACCUAGUUCUUGAGAACGAUGUCUUGUAGACGUCUCGGGUCGCUCCACUACACUUUAGUAGUAGUUCGAAAACGGCACGACCAUGGCAAGUCUUUAGCUGUACCUGUUUGUUCUAAUUUCCGCACCAACUAACACUUGGCACAUUAUUUCGACCGAAAUCGUGGUAGCUUCCGAUACGUGGCAACAAUCGACUCAUUAUUUAAGUAACACGUUUUAACAAUACGGACGCGUUGUGGGAUCGUUAGCGCUCCAUGAUGAAUUGGUCACAUGUGCUUUAAACAACUACUACGGCGCCAUUUCUGCGUGUAUCAAAUGUUGCGCACAGUUUAAAUCGGUCAGUUAUAUGUUGACCACCCUGUACUUAUAUUACUACUCAAAUUUUAUUGUGUGAGAUGUGUAUUCCAGCAAUUAUUGAAAUCAGAAAUACAUCAUCAAGAUGGACAGCAAAACAAAUAGUUUUGCUGGCUGAUCGUCAUUUGUACAUACAACACCUAGAAUUGCAAAAGAAGUAAAAUCACGACUGGGUUUUUCGAGUCUACAAUGAAUUGAUCGGCUAGGUUUUUUUGGUGGAUGGACAGUCUAUAGACUCAUGUUUUUUCUUUUCUUGUUAUUGUGUCGAUGAGGUUUGUAUUGUAAUUUGCUGUAUAUAGGCUCAAAAUAGAAAAGUACUGCUGCUUGGAGGUUUAAAUUUUUAUUUGUAAUUGUAAUAUAAUUAUAUAUUUUGGAAUCAAGUAAUGUUACAGGUAAAUAUAGUCAUAAAGGUAAUUUGUUUUUCAUUUUAUCCAGGCUAAAUAAUAUGGUAGUGUUAAUGCAUUGCAGUCAACUUUUUUUGAUUUAUUUUAAUAAAAACUAUAGUUAA
Messenger RNA from Acanthoscelides obtectus, 4354 nucleotides. The record is from the annotation of a GenBank genome assembly. NCBI's taxonomy places the organism in Eukaryota, Metazoa, Arthropoda, Insecta, Coleoptera, Chrysomelidae.